AUGAUUUAAUCGAAAAUGAUAGAAAAAGAAGAGGAACUUCAAUGCUCUUUAAAACAUAAACUUCCUGUUCUUAUGAUUGCUUGUGAUAGAAAAUUAAAGAGAAACUAGAGACUUUUAUGCUCUGAAUGCAUGGAAAAUCUUGAAUCAAAAGCCCAAUUAAUGAGUUUUAAAAAAGUCCUAUAGAAUAUUGAGGAAAAUCAAAAAUAAAAGAAAGAAAACGUUGAGAAUGUGAUAAUGGGUAGUAUCAAACUGAUUGAAGAACUCUAAAAAGAUCUUUUUUUAUUAAAAUCUAAUGUUGUUUAAUCAUUAGAUUAAAUAAUUGGAAAUGUAGAUGAAUGGAUCAGACAUAUAAUAUUAAUUGGGUAAUAAAAUGUUACUUAUAGUUUUUAUAAUGAAUUGGAUAAUCUUAUUAAUUAAGAAAGAUUAGCAGAAUUCGGUUAAAAAUAACUAAUUGAUCAAAUUAAUUAAAUUUAAUAAUCUUGGAAUCAAAAAAUUGAAAAGAAACUAAAUCUAUUUAAAUAAUUUUCAGAAGGUUAAAAAUGCAAAAACAUAUUACAACAAUUAAUAGAUGUCAAUGAAACAGAAGAGAAUUAAGGAAAGAUAAAAGUGACUUAAGAAAACUAUGAAAUUAGUAUUUAGAAUUUUUAGGAAAUGAUUUAAGUUGAGAAUAAAUAGAAGUAAUUAUAAUAAUAAUUGAUGAUGUAUGAAUAAGUUCAAUUUAAUUUAAUUGAUGAUUCAAAUUAAUAGAUUGGAUAUUGUUUUGCAAUAGUGUUCAAUAAAGAUGGAUCAAUUAUGAUUUCAUGUGAAAAUAAAAAAAUAAAAAUAUGGAAUUUUCAAUAAGGAACAUUUAAAUUAUCUAAUUCUUAUAAUAAACAUAGCCGAGCUGUUACUUGUUUAGUGUAUAGCAAGAAAACAAAUAACUUUAUUUCUGGUUGUAACAAUCACUAAAUUAUAUGUUGGUAAUAAAUUAAUCAAAAUGAGUGGAAGUCCUCAUAACCAUUUAUAUAACAUACUGGUAGGGUUAAUUGUUUAUUAUUAAAUAAAUAAGAGGAUCAACUCAUUUCAGGAGGAUGUGAUCAUAAAAUAAUAGUAUGA
Molecule: messenger RNA, 1095 nt
Organism: Paramecium tetraurelia
Lineage: Eukaryota; Ciliophora; Oligohymenophorea; Peniculida; Parameciidae
Exons: 1
Biological process (GO): maturation of SSU-rRNA from tricistronic rRNA transcript (SSU-rRNA, 5.8S rRNA, LSU-rRNA)
Cellular component (GO): small-subunit processome; 90S preribosome; t-UTP complex
Molecular function (GO): RNA binding; protein binding
Source: RefSeq, a predicted model, not a curated record